Messenger RNA from Pyricularia pennisetigena, 1107 nucleotides. RefSeq lists its product as uncharacterized. Gene Ontology annotation, cellular component: intracellular anatomical structure. Gene Ontology annotation, biological process: pentose-phosphate shunt, non-oxidative branch; carbohydrate metabolic process. The coding region runs from base 1 to 1107 and encodes 368 amino acids. Gene Ontology annotation, molecular function: transaldolase activity. The record is from RefSeq and is a predicted model, not a curated record. The transcript has 5 exons. NCBI's taxonomy places the organism in Eukaryota, Fungi, Ascomycota, Sordariomycetes, Magnaporthales, Pyriculariaceae.
AUGACGGCAGCGACGUCAAAAUCAUGCCUGGAAAGGCUGGAAGAGAUGCUCGAUGUCGACGUCGACGACAUGGACGCCGACUUUAUCCGCUCCAUGCCCGUCAAGCCCCACGACCAGACGAGCAACCAAGCUUUUGUGGACGUGUCGCUUGCUCUGGAAUCAAACAGGGAUCUCAUCGUUCAGGUCGCCACCGAGAUGAAGGGAUCAGACUGGCUGGCCAUUUACACCAGGAUCGCGGUCCUCAUGUGCAGGAGAAACUUGGACCUCAUCAGUGGCCGCGUGCUCCUCCAAACCUCGCCUGCCCAGGCCUACGACACGGCCGCCACGCUCGCACACGCCCGGCUGUACGACGCCGAGUUUGCUCGCGCCGGCGUCCCGCGCGACCGCUUCUGCAUCAAGAUCCCCAGCACCGGGCCGGGGCUCAACGCGGCCAAGGUCCUGCAGGACGAAGGCAUCGCCACGCUGGGCACGGCGCUGUUUAGCGUCGUGCAGGCCGUCGCCUGCAGCCAGGCGGGGUGCUUGAGCAUCAGUCCUUAUUUUAACGAGAUUUACGCCCACGAUCUGUCAAAGCGCGACCAGGUUUGGCCCAAGACCACGGACCCUGUAACGCAGCACCCCAUGGCACCACGUCUUGUCCACAUCCUCGAGACGUACCGUCGUUUAUACAAGGAGACGGGCAAGAUGCAGCCGUUGGUCAAGAGCGCGAGCUUCAUCUCCGUCCAAGAAGCCAUGGCCGCCGCCGAAAUGGGCUGCCAGUCCGCCACGCUGUCGCGCGAGAUCCUGACCAAGCUCGCCGAGACGCCCUACGACGCAGCCGCCCAGCCGGGCGAGGGACGGCCCAAGCCCGCCCACGCUUACGACGCCCCGGAGCCCCUGCCCGCGCGUCUCCGGCCCCUGCUCGAACGCGAUCCUCUCACCGAGGGUUGGGACGGCAGCAUGCCCAGCGCAGACGUGGACUACCUGGCAGAUGGGGGCGCGGCGCUGCAGCGCGCCAUCGACGCCGACCCAGCGACUCGCAAGAGGGUCCGCGAUGCGCUGGACUUUUUCGUCGACGCCGAGGAGCGAAGCAGGAGGAGGAUCGAGGCGGUUGUGGCGGCGCUGGGUUGA